This is a messenger RNA of Paramecium tetraurelia, 393 nucleotides long. RefSeq lists its product as uncharacterized. The record is from RefSeq and is a predicted model, not a curated record. NCBI's taxonomy places the organism in Eukaryota, Ciliophora, Oligohymenophorea, Peniculida, Parameciidae. The transcript has a single exon.
AUGAGCAAUCUCAAACUAUACCUGAGUGUCUAGUACAAGCAACUUUACCAAAUAGCUCUUAGAUACAGUAAGCAAAGCGAUUCAUCCAAAAACAAAAGAGAUCCUAUACAUUUUCUAUUAUAUGAUGCGUAAAAUUUUGAGUAAUUUAAUAGUUCUUUUCUGCAUCAAAUGACAAAGAAAUUAUUGAGUCAUGUAUUUGAAAAGUGGAAUAAAAACUUUAUCACUUUUAGAAAUGCAACCAAAGAGGAAAGAGAAAAAAAAGGUAAAAAGGGAGUGGCCCUAUUUUGGUAACCCCCAAAACUAUUUGAAUUACCUUAGGAUAUAGUGGUUAGACUAUUCUUAUUUGAAGAGCUUGAGAAACGAGGACUAAUAACUGGAGAAUACAAAGAAUGA